ACCUAGAGAUAAACAGCAUUUAUGCAACCCCCAAUAAUAGAGAGAUAACUUUCAAAAUCGAAAAGGGAAAAUCUCCCUUUUCUCCUCGGAUACAAUUAAUCCAUGCAUAUAUAUAUUAUCCCAACACUUCGAGCUCUUGCCUACUUCAGACAAGAUGGCUUUAAAAUGGUUUCUAAAUUCUGCAUUUACUCAAGUUUUUGGUCACACAGACAGUAGUGUUACAGUGCAGACUCGGCAGAGAAGUGAUGUGGUCGCAUGUCCAAAUAAUCAAGGCCUGCUGCAGGUCCAUGAAUGUGUGAGAAGCUCGAGGGAUGUAAAAGAAGGUAGUGUUACUAGGACGAGGAAACAAGAGUACCCAAAUGGGUUCCAGGUUCCACUUCACUACCCAAGGUACACGGCCGCAGACUAUGAGAAGAUGGAAGAGUGGAAACUUGACAUGCUUCUGAAUGAGUAUGGACUUAGCUUUGAAGGCCGUGUUGACGAGAAAAGGGCGUUUGCAAUGGGGGCCUUCCUGUGGCCAGACCAACUUUGAAGCAGACAACUACUUGUCUCACAACAUACUGCUAAAAAUUGAAGAGAUCAUGUAAUUGAAUAGCCUGGCGUGCCUUUGAAGCUUUGAUGGUUACUGUAUAAUUAGUGCAUGCUAGAAAUUUACUGUGUUGAGGUGAGGAGUGAAUUUGAAGCAAAGUGUUUAUGUUGUAAAUUGUAAGUCUUGAUAAUAAGGAUCUGGGUCUUGUUUCUAAGUUGUCAUCAAUAAAGAAUUGAAAAUGAUUAUGUGCAGGACUCAAAUGAUUAGCAGUUAGAGAGGGGUUCGGUUCUGCAUGUUCAACUGUAAUUUGUAAGACAAGCAACUGAUUAAGAUAUUUGCAAUAGAUCUAAUUAUUUUUUCUCUA
This is a messenger RNA of Manihot esculenta (cassava), 893 nucleotides long. RefSeq lists its product as uncharacterized. Lineage: Eukaryota; Viridiplantae; Streptophyta; Magnoliopsida; Malpighiales; Euphorbiaceae. Bases 155 to 532 code for a protein of 125 amino acids. The transcript has a single exon. The record is from RefSeq and is a predicted model, not a curated record.